AUGCCUUCUGAUGGUGUAAGUUAUGCAGGCAAAAACCCAAACAAACUGAAUUUCAGAGAGAAUGCGUCUCGAUUCACAUCGGUCAAGCCGGUUCUCAGAUUGGAAAUGCGUGUUGGGAACUUUAUUGCAUGGAGCAUGGACUCGAUGAGGCUGGAUUUCUGAAGGAAGAGGAGGAGAACAAGCAGCAAUCGCUUCAGGCAUUCUUUUCUGAGUCGAGCAAUGGAAAGCAUGUGCCACGCGCGAUUUAUGUGGAUUUGGAGCCGACUGUGUUAGAUGAGAUUCGGAACGGAGUGUAUUGCAACCUCUUCCACCCUGAUCAAAUCAUAAAUGGAAAGGAAGAUGCGGCGAAUAACUAUGCAAGAGGUCAUUAUACAAUUGGAAAGGAGCUGAUUGAUGUGGUGCUGGAUAGAAUCCGGAAACAGGUACUCAACUCAAAACUGAGCUUGAAAGAUUUUCAAAGCGUUCAAUUUCAGACUGAAAACUGUGAAGGCCUCCAAGGAUUCCUAGUGUUCCAUUCUUUCGGAGGAGGAACUGGCUCUGGCUUCAGUUCCCUUCUGAUGGAACGACUUUCGGUGGAAUUUGGAAAGAAGAGCAAGCUAGAGUUCAGGUAGACCAACUAAUCAGAAAGAGUCACGUCUAUAAAAAGAUUUAUAGCGUGUACCCGGCGCCACAAGUUUCCACAUCCGUCGUCGAGCCCUACAACUCCAUUCUGACUACUCAUACCACUUUGGAGCUUUCUGACUGCUCGUUCAUGGUCGAUAAUGAGGCUAUUUACGAUUUGUGUCGUCAGAAGUUACACGUGGAAGUUAGUCAAUGAUAGAUGGAACAGGUUUAGAAAGUUAAAAGUGUUUCAGAGACCUUCCUACUCAAACCUCAACCGACUAAUUGCGCAAGUUGUCUCAUCUAUCACUGCUUCUCUUCGUUUUGACGGAGCUCUGAAUGUGGAUUUGAACGAGUUCCAGGUACCGUACUUGAUCAGCAUCAGUUCCAACAAUUGUGUUCCAGACAAAUCUAGUACCGUACCCACGCAUUCAUUUCCCUCUCGCCACCUACGCUCCGGUCAUUUCUGCGGAUCGCGCUCAUCACGAGCCACUGUCCGUUCAGGAUAUCACUCAUAUGUGCUUCGAAAAAGCCAACCAAAUGGUAAAAUGUGACCCGAGUGCCGGAAAGUACAUGGCUGUCUGCCUGCUUUAUCGCGGUGACGUUGUGCCGAAAGAUGUCAACGCCGCGAUCUCAUCUGUCAAAGCGAAAAGAGGCAUCAACUUUGUCGACUGGUAAGAUUUUGAGACAGUCAAACGGUAAUAGUCUUAUCUUCUAGGUGCCCGACAGGUUUCAAGGUCGGUAUCAACUACCAAGCGCCGGUUACUGUAGAUGGAGGAGAUCUAGCAAAAGUGAGUGGCCUUUGGUUUUCAGUGGAAACGGAAAGGUUUGUAGGUUCAUCGAGCGGUUUGCAUGUUGUCCAACACGACGGCAAUAGCAGAAGCGUGGGCUCGUCUCGACCACAAAUUCGACUUAAUGUACACGAAAAGAGCAUUCGUACAUUGGUUCGUAGGAGAAGGUUGGUGACAUAAUGGGAUGAAUGGGCUCGCUCCGGGGAGGUUGAGCCCUCCGGCCAAAGACAAAUCGGGGAAGAAGGAAGAAGAAAAUAGAGGAGAACUCUAUCAUUUAUAGGAAUGGAAGAAGGCGAGUUCGUGGAAGCUCGUGACGAUUUGGCCGCUCUGGAGAAGGAUUACGCAGAGGUUUGUAUUGAAAAAUGUGAAGGCCUUGGGUAUACGGUAGCUUUUCAGGUGAGCCGUGACACCGCGGAUUUAGAGGAGGAAAAUGAGGAGUACUGA
Molecule: messenger RNA, 1835 nt
Organism: Caenorhabditis sp. 36 PRJEB53466
Lineage: Eukaryota; Metazoa; Nematoda; Chromadorea; Rhabditida; Rhabditidae
Source: the annotation of a GenBank genome assembly